Molecule: messenger RNA, 4084 nt
Organism: Elgaria multicarinata webbii
Lineage: Eukaryota; Metazoa; Chordata; Lepidosauria; Squamata; Anguidae
Gene: TMEM87A
Product: transmembrane protein 87A
Exons: 20
Coding region: 68-1660 (530 amino acids)
Biological process (GO): retrograde transport, endosome to Golgi
Cellular component (GO): Golgi cisterna membrane; Golgi apparatus
Source: RefSeq, a predicted model, not a curated record
GCUGUGCGGGUGGCUGCCGGGCCCGGCGGAGGCUGGGCCGUUCUCUAAAUGGCGGGUGCCGGUGCCCAUGGAGAAGAAAUUUUUUAUCUUUGGGAAGAUUCUCUUCAGCAACACUACAAUUUUCCUAAAGUUCGAUGGCAGUGAAGAUACAUGUGAUCCUUCUCAUGUUUACAAUGUCAGCUGGUACUUGGGAUAUUCUGAUUGCUACAAUGAGGUCUUCAACUUUGAGGAUGAACAGGCCAAGGCUUAUUUCAGUGACUCUGUAAAAAAACACCCAAGUUGGUCAGGAUACUACGCAAUGUCUUGGUUGCUCUUCUCCAACUGUACUGAACUCUUCAAACCACAGAUUUUCUACAAAGAAUUUGUUCAUCCAGAACCCCCCUCUGACGGAAGACAAGAGCUCUCUUCUCAAGAGAAUGGAACAAGCAAUGCCACUGCAGCAGAGAAGCCUCCAAUGAAUGCUGUGAUGAGAACCUGGCAAGAUGGGCCUUAUAUCUUUAUUGUGCAUAUUGAAAUUUUAUCCUCUAAGAAAGCAAGUGUGGAAGUUAAAGGAGCAACAAAUGAUGGAUUGCCGAAAGUUAUGACUUCUUCCGUUCCACAAAGGGCACUUUUUAAUAUGACUGUGGAAGUGAAGGGUCCGUAUGAAUACCUCUCUUUAGCAGAUUAUCCUCUCAUGAUUUUUUUCAUGGUGAUGUGUAUCGUAUAUGUGUUGUUUGGAGUUCUGUGGCUUGCGUGGUCAGCCUGCUAUUGGCGUGAUCUCCUGAGGAUCCAGUUCUGGAUUGGUGCAGUUAUCUUACUGGGAAUGUUAGAGAAAGCUGUUUUCUAUGCAGAAUUCCAGAAUAUCCGCUACAGUGGAGAAUCCGUCCAAGGGGCACUAAUACUGGCUGAGCUGCUUUCAGCGCUGAAACGUUCACUUGCUCGGACUCUUGUUAUAAUAGUGAGCCUGGGAUAUGGCAUUGUCAAACCACGCCUUGGAGUCACUCUUCACAAAGUCAUUGUGGCUGGAGCUCUCUAUUUAUUAUUUUCUGGCAUGGAAGGUGUCCUUAGAGUCACAGGGGCACAGAAUGAUCUUGCCUCCUUGGCCUUUAUUCCACUGGCUUUCCUAGAUACUGCCCUCUGUUGGUGGAUAUUUAUCAGUUUGACUCAGACAAUGAAAUUGUUAAAACUUAGGAGGAAUGUUGUGAAGCUCUCUCUCUACCGACAUUUCACCAACACUCUCAUCUUGGCAAUAGCAGCAUCUGUUGUUUUUAUCAUCUGGACAACUUUGAAAUUCAGGCUGGUAGAUUGUCAGUCGGAUUGGCAGGAGCUGUGGGUGGAUGAUGCCAUCUGGCGGCUUUUGUUUUCAAUGAUACUUUUUGUCAUCAUGGUUCUUUGGAGGCCGUCUGCCAACAACCAAAGAUUUGCUUUUUCACCGUUGUCUGAGGAAGAUGAGGACGAUGAACAGAAGGAGCCAAUGCUGAAAGAAAGCUUUGAGGGAAUGAAAAUGAGAAGUUCAAAACAAGAAUCAAAUGGAAAUCCUAAGGCCAACAAACCAGAAGAUGAUUUAAAAUGGGUAGAAGAGAAUGUUCCUUCUUCAGUGACUGAUGUUGCUCUCCCAGCGCUUCUGGAUUCAGAUGAGGAAAGAAUGAUCACACACUUUGAAAGAUCCAAAAUGGAAUGAAGGAGAAAAUAGUUUCCAGGACAAGGCUUUUUGCUGAUGGAGAAGGAAGAAACUUAUGUCUCCCUUGGAAUGUUCCAGUGCUGCAUUCUUCUGAUAUGUUCCAUAAUGUUUGGAACUGUACACUGUUCUCAGUGCGAGAAUAUUUUACUCGGGUCACUGUGGAGGGAAUCACACACAUGUUGGUAAACCAAUGAACACAUUUGAAUUUGCAUUGUUGCUGCAAGUGUGGUUUUUCGGCAAUUGAAAUGUUUUUUAUUGCAGCACAUUGUUACUUUUUAAAUAUUUAAGUCAAACUAAAACCGUUUAACAACUGCCUGAGGAACUAUUAAUUCAAUAUUACAGUGAAAUCACAUAUGUUUUAACUACAGGGAGGGAGAAAAUAGGACAAAGAGUUGAGAAUGUUUUCCCCAAACUAGCAAGGGUGAUCCACACACAAAGACAAGCUUCAGCUUAUCAACAGUUUCCAACAAUCCAUGCACUCCAUAAGGUGCUGCACACAGAAACACCUGUACACUGUGCCUGGGUCUAUGCGUAGAGGAUUAAAUCCCAGCGUUCUCCAGUUCCCAGUGAGGAAUUGGCAUUGUCAGAGCUGUCAGAAUCAACCAUGUGUAAAAGGGCCUUGCACACAGUAGUGUGUCUGCAGUUUUCUGCUCCGUGCAAAAAUCUGAGGAUCACGGUCGGUGCCUUUCAUUUUACUUAGAUGCAGUAGCAGCUAUUGACUGAAGAUCUUGGUAUCUGACUUGAGAAAGGCAGAGAACUUUAGAGAGAGCAAAAAGCUCUUGCUUAUGGGAAAAAAAUGAACAUGCCGUGAGAGAUGUUUUGGAAGGGAAGUUACGAUUCCUAAUGUUUUAAGCAAAAUCAAGUGAAAAUUUAUUCACUCCACUGUAUAGGAAAGAUGGUCUAUUUUAAGUUUUACGUACUUAGAGGCAAUGAUUGCUUAACUCUUAGUGUUUGUUGCACAUCACGUUGCUGGCAAUGGGGUGUGAUCACGAGCAGUUAACUAUUCAAAUCAGAGCAACAAGUACUUAAAUAAAAACACCCCAGCACCCAGCAGCUGUCUCUGACCAGUCCCAUGCUUAUCCUGUUCUUAUAUUGUUGUAUUGAAACAACUCACUAGACUGAACUACCCCAUACAGAUUGUCUCUGAAUCAGGCCUAUACAAGUUAUGUCCCGCUCCAGACAUGUAUCGUGGCCUGCCAAGUACUUGACAAUCUUCCUGUUUUUGUAGUUCUAGAUAGGCAACAAACUAGGAAGGUUAUGAAGUCCCUGGUAGGCUGUUUAGCUACAAGUUGUAUAAACCUGUUCUACGUUGUUAGGCUUAACACUAUUAUGCAAGAUGUCCUAAAUUUGCACAUGCUUUACACAUUAAUGUGACCCCAAAUAACAACUGUUCUCCAUGCAGCUCUCAAAUAGCUUCAGGAACAGGGCGGGUGGGUGUCUGCACCUGGCAUCCUUGGACAGCUGCUGGAUCUCCUGUGCCCUGGCAGAGCCCACUGGUGCUCUGGGUUAAAUUUCCUAUACAAUGCCUCUGAUAUGUAGCAUUGCUCUGGGGCACUGUGGGAAAUUUAAAAUGGCUCAUAGCUGCCCUCCACUGCAGCCAGUUGAAUGUCCAUGGUCAAGAGUCCAUCUAUACAUGAGGGGGCUCACCUGAGUACACUUUGGCAGGGGGCCCUUCAGAUCCAGAGCCGGCUUGGAAUAUCUCAUCCAUACAUCAUGCAUAUCACUUCCUCAUCCCAGCUCUGUCCUCAUGUCUGCUCAUACAAAUGGGCAGAAGCACCUUGUCACAUUUCCAGUGGCUCUGUCCAAGCAUUCUCCCCUAUCCCGUUCUCCCUUCGUAAUUCUUUUUUGCCUCUCCUCCUCUCGCACCAUGAUCCGUACUGAGGAGCCAUUUCUGACCACACUUCUAUUAAAUAUUGAAAAUUCAACUCCCUUACAGGAUUUUGUAGGAAAGACACCUGCCCACCCCCAGAAAACUGAAUCUUGCUGGGAAGAUGAUAAAGUCUUGCAAAAGGAUCAAAUUCCUUUUUUUUCUAAUGAUAAAUAUUUUCCUGCCAUAAUUUAUGCAAAUAUGCUGUGCUGGAAUAUUUCUGUUCCAGGUGGUUGGGAGGAGGCUAGGGAAGAAAAGGGCUUAGUUUGUUUUUCAAUUUGAAAUUGUGUUUUUCCAAUUUUAGAGCCACGAUUUGGAAUUUAUCAAUGUUAUUUGACAUAUUCCUCCAUCCAGGAAAACCUGGAAUUAGGAUUUCCCAUGAAAUUUUGAAAUUUGCCAGAGUUUGAAUUCUGCUUCCUAAAAUUGUUUUAGCUGUACUUACUAUGUAUAAGUGGUUUGGUAAUGGGUUUCCCUGUAACUUACAGGCACUUUUUUAUUUGAUUCAGUCUGAGUUGCAGAUUUAUGUUCUAUACAAUAAAAUUCUUUUUUUUCUUAAA